UUAUGGUUUAGCCUCUCAGAGGGGGAUAAACAACCAGCAGGCGAGACUUGGGUCUGCAGACAAUUCAACGAUUGAAGACUUUAAACUUGAUUUGUAGAGAUUUCAUUGGAGCGAUGGUGAACUCUGCGAAUAAAAGGCCGAGUUUGGAGCAGCGGAAGGUGCGUUCGCGGGAUGCAGCGCGGUGUAGGAGGAGCCAGGAAACAGAGGUGUAUUACGAACUGGCUCACUCUCUGCCCCUCCCACGACGCAUCGCUUCACACCUGGACAAAGCUGCCAUCAUGAGGGUGACGCUCAGCUAUCUCCGCAUGAACCGUCUCAUCCAAUCCGGGUCUUCCAAAACACAGUGCCGAGAGGAGACCGAGGACCCCACUGAUGGGUUUUAUCAGCAGGCACUGGCUGGUUUCAUUCUGGUCUUGACAGAAGAAGGAGAUAUGGUCUUCCUCUCAGACAGUGUCAGCAAAUAUAUUGGCAUAGCACAACUGGAGUUGCUUGGACAGAGUGUGUAUGAGUUUGUUCAUCCAUGUGAUCAAGAAGAAUUGAGAGACAUCCUCACCAGUAGACCAGGUCUUACAAAGAAGAAUUCAGAAAAGUUGACCGAAUACAACUUUUUUCUUCGAAUGAAGAGCACUCUCACUCACACAGGACGAACAGUUAAUAUCAAGUCUGCCAACUGGAAGGUUCUUCACUGCACAGGACACAUGCAGACUCUCAGUAGUGAAGAUGAAAGCUCACCCCCUGCUGGCAGUUUCCUCACAUUGAUCUGCGAGCCCAUUCCUCACCCCUCAAGUGUUGAAUUUCCCCUGGAUAGCAGCACCUUCCUCACGCGCCAUAAUAUGGAUCUGACUUUCACACAGUGUGAUGGACGUGUCACCGAGCUUGUUGGAUACCACACCGAUGAUCUGAUUGGCCGAUCAGCCUAUGAGUUUUACCACGCCCUUGAUUUUGAUCAUGUGACCAGGAGUUUACACACCUUGUUCUCCAAGGGCCAGGUAUGCACCAGUCACUACCGCUUCCUGGCUAAGAACGGAGGCUUUGUUUGGACCGAGACCCAAGCCACCCUCAUCUACAACAGCAAGACCUCUCAACCUGAGGCCGUGGUCUGCCUAAACUUCAUCCUCAGUGGGGUGGAGCAGGCAGACGUUGUGUUCUCAUUAGAACAGACCUGUGAUACAUCAAAACCCAAUGUUGAGGUGCUGAGCGUGCUCAAGGAGGUCGACUCAGACAUAGAGGAGAGCAGCACUGCCGAUCUGUUCCUCCAGAUGAAGGAGAACCCUGAGGAGUUACUGCAGCUGGCACCUCACUCUGGAGACGCUAUCAUUUCUCUAACAGAGGGUGUGAUGUUGUCAUUUGGCCGACCACCGAGUCCCAGCAGCAUACCAGAAUGCCCGCAGGACUUCUGUACACCUGAGCUCCGCCAACUCCUCUCACCAAUAUUCGACAAAUCCCCAUCAGCUGCGAGCCCAGCUGAAGAGCUGCCAGUGGAGGGGGAUGGGGUGGAGAGAUUCUUUGCUCUUAAACCUGAGGAGAGCAUAACUGUGAAAAGCCUGACGGAGAACAUGGAUGAGCUUGAUCUGGACAUGCUGGCUCCAUAUAUCUCAAUGGAUGAUGACUUCCAGUUGACCUUCCUGUCCCAGUGUCCCGAGAUGGUUACGUCAUCUUCAGAAAUGCAAAGCAAAACUUCAAGGAAACGAGGUUUAGAAGAUGAUGACAUUCCUGUUCUGGCUGCCAAAUGGGAGGAGAGAAAAAUGGGCAGCUCCAUUGAAGUUUUACAGAAAAACUCAGAAGAGUUUGAAUUACCACCUCAAAAGCGAACUCACCUUUUGACCGACAGAGAUCCUUUACUGGGAGGAACUCCGUCAUUGUGUGAUACAGCAGCUUUGAUGAGGAAGAGCUUUCUGCACCGGCCACCGGAUUUAAUGAAACCAAUUGCUAACAUGGCAUUGUCGCUCACUUGAAAAGAAGACGACACAGAUGAGCACACAGCUGUCAAAAAGAGUAUAGCAACCAGUUAGAGGGACAUUUCUAAAUAAUCUACAUGCUCUUAAAUAUACUCAACUAGCAUCAAUGUAACCCAUUACAAAGAGCCAUAUUUUAAGCACAACAUACAUGAGCAUUGUUCUUUCAUCCAUCUGAAAUUGUAUACUUUUGGGGGGGUAAGACGCUAUAGCAAAAUUAGACUUCGUAUAGAACUAAUGUGAUGUAGUCGAUGAUGGAAAAUUGUCGUUGGGUAUGAAAAACACUGGUGUUUUAAACACCCAGGAGUUUUGUGGUGUAUUCCAAAUUCUUCCAAGGCACAAAUGCGAUGGAAGGGGUUUGAAAUCGAAGACAAAUUUGGUUAGGAUUAGAAAUUAGAAAUAGUGCUAACACUUAUACCACAGCCUUAAUCUAAAUCUAUAAAUCUCACAGGAUUGAACAUACAUCACAAAUUAAUCUGAAAGAAGCUAUACUGUAUUUCACACAACCGUCCUCUGUUUCCUUAUACAAAAAGGGUGGUUUUCUGUCUUGUGAUGGAAUGGAAAUAUGGGUUUGAAGGAAAAGGGGCUUUUUAUGAAUGGAUAUAAUCAUGCUUUUGGUGUAAUAGAUGAUUCACUGAGACCGUGGCUGACAAACGCAACAAAUGCUUUCUAUCUCUCACUCUAACAUCUUUUUAUAAAGCAAUUUAUAUACAUAUAGAUAUACUUUUGCAAUUUAAACUUGUGAAGCUAUACUUGUGUGUCUUUGGUGUUUAACUACAAAUAUCUUUAUUUUUUCUUGUUUAGUUUUGUUUUAUUCUGACUAUGUGAUAAUUACAUGUAAUUGUUUUCAAAGAGACUACGUAGGUGACACUUGCAGCAAGCAAUUUGAUAACACAAAAAAUGGAUCUUAUUGGUUGAUAUGACAAGUCCUAGGACAUAUUUUACACCCAUCAUUUUUAAAUAGUGGUGCUUUUUUCAGUUAACUGCGAAUCCGUUAUAUUCCCCUGAUUUCUGUACAGUGUAGCUUGUACAGACAUUAUACAAGGGGCCUUAUUAGAGUGGUGUCAACCAUAAAAAAGCCUUUUUUACAUAUGGAUAACAGUUCUUCAUAUACUCCAGACUUUGUGUAUAUUACUUGUGUAAUUUUUUGCAUUUAUUUCCAAUGUACCUUUAUCUUGUAUUGACUGGUAAAGAAAUAAACGUGUAAAAUGCA
Molecule: messenger RNA, 3168 nt
Organism: Triplophysa dalaica
Lineage: Eukaryota; Metazoa; Chordata; Actinopteri; Cypriniformes; Nemacheilidae
Gene: hif1al
Product: hypoxia inducible factor 1 subunit alpha, like
Biological process (GO): cellular response to hypoxia; regulation of transcription by RNA polymerase II
Cellular component (GO): nucleus; cytoplasm; transcription regulator complex
Molecular function (GO): protein dimerization activity; DNA-binding transcription factor activity, RNA polymerase II-specific; RNA polymerase II transcription regulatory region sequence-specific DNA binding
Source: RefSeq, a predicted model, not a curated record